Molecule: messenger RNA, 580 nt
Organism: Racocetra fulgida
Lineage: Eukaryota; Fungi; Glomeromycota; Glomeromycetes; Diversisporales; Gigasporaceae
Source: the annotation of a GenBank genome assembly
GCUGGCUUGGAACUAACGACGAUUCUUCUUCUAUAAGUGACAACGAGCACGAAGAAACUGUAGCAGAAAAACUAACGCCUGUCAACAUGGUCCAUGCUGAAGACACAUUAAUCGAGCGACAAAGUCUUUCAACUUUGGAGUUUCGAGUUCAUCAUUUGGAAAAAUCAAUCUUUGGUUUUGAUACAAUUUCAAAAAGAGUGUCAGCGCAUGAUAAGUUCAAGGAACAACUGACAUUACUAAAGCGAGUUGAUGAGAUCAAGAAGGAGUUUAAUACCAUUAUACGUGAUGAGGCUGACGACGACCAGGUAUCGGACCUCGUUUCUCCCUUCAAAGAUUCUGCACUCGCAAUGGAGAGAGUUGUACUUACACCUGAGGCUAAAGCUGAAAUCGUUUGUUCUUCUGCGGAAGAAUUAAAAUUAGUAGCCGAUAAUUUAGGACAAAUUAAGGAUUUACAAGAAUCUAUAGAUGCUCCAGAAUUCAAAGGCCUCGAUAAGCUCUUUCCUCAGGUUACACCUAUUGAAACCGGUCACGUAGACCAAGUGGCUAGAGCUGACGAAACUUCUGCUCACAUAACAUCUUU